This is a messenger RNA of Harpia harpyja (harpy eagle), 1130 nucleotides long. Its product is annotated as serum amyloid A protein-like. Lineage: Eukaryota; Metazoa; Chordata; Aves; Accipitriformes; Accipitridae. Gene Ontology annotation, cellular component: extracellular region. The record is from RefSeq and is a predicted model, not a curated record. The transcript is spliced from 4 exons. Bases 666 to 1052 code for a protein of 128 amino acids.
GUGUGUGCUAUCUUGAAGCAUUAUCAGCAGGGACAUAGGUGCCUGCAGUUUGUUUUGCGGUGGAGUUAAAAGCAACAUUUCACGUUUUCCAUUCUAUCAACUCUGGGAUCCAUCUUUUCAUCCCAGCACGCAUGGGAAUUUCGCUUAGCGGUUCCUGCAGCCAUUGUGGUAAUGCAGCUGACCACUCGUGCACAAACACAGACCUGACCUUGUGCUUCAACGUACAGUGCAGAUGAUCAGGCACCUUCUCCUCCGAGCUCUGUCCAGCACAAGAGCCGAACAAAAGUGUCACCCUUAAGUCAACUGUAACAUUUCAACCACACAGAACACAUCAGUCUUCAAGGCAGUUUCUCAUCCUGCUUGUUAUGAGGAGCAAAUAGUCCUGUGGACAGCUGAAGAAGCACCACAUACUUUUUAAAAAAUUGUGUAACAGGAGCUAUGAACUUACAGUAAUGACAAGGACAGGCUUACUGUAAUGAUUUCAGUUUUGGAAGUGGGGUGGUUGUGGGGAAUUCCCAGCCACGGGUAUCCUUUCCAAUUUCCUCUUUUGAGGGGUUUGAAUUGCUUAUAAAUAUCCUCCCUGAGUCUGAGAGCACACAAGACAAGCUCCCCUCCUUUGGCCUUGCCUUUCUGCAGUGCUCCGUGUCAGGCUUGGGCGGGGAACCAUGAGGCUCUGUGUCUGCCUCAUGUUGCUCUCCUUUAUUCUGUGCACAAGUGCUGAGAAGCCACUACUAGUCCGAGGUGGAAAAUUUGUCCGGGAUGCAGUGGGAGGGGCAUGGGAUAUGCUCAGAGCAUACCAGGACAUGCGCGAGGCAAAUUAUAAAGGGGCCGACAAAUAUUUCCAUGCUCGUGGGAAUUAUGAUGCUGCCCAAAGAGGACCUGGCGGUGCUUGGGCAGCCAAAGUGAUCAGCGAUGCCCGGGAAAAAUGGCAAAGCGACGUGAGUGGCAGAGGCGCGGAAGACACCCGAGCUGACCAAGAGGCGAAUGAGUGGGGCAGAAGCGGCGGGGAUCCCAACCGCUACAGACCUGCGGGCCUCCCCAGCAAAUACUAGCACUGCCCCCCGGGAGGCCAUCUCUGCUCCCCUGUUACACCUCCUCUGUGCAGCCCAAUAAAGAAAUCCUCCCGUAAA